CGUAAACUUCAGCAGACAUGAUAAUUUCUUCGCCUGUUUCUUUUUUAUACCUUCCUUUUAAUCUUUAUCAUUUUUUAAAUUUUUAUGAUUGAAUUACGAUUGUCUGGGCCAUGCAGCUACAGCGAUUUUAACCAGCUGCAUGGACAAGGAACUGUUUUCGGCCAUCGCAUCAGAAAAUUAUAGUCUUGCUAAGGAGCUCGGUUUGAAUGGAGCGAGAGCUGAUCAAUUAGAGGAUGGUAUUACUGCUCUCCAUCUGCUGGCUGGGCACGAGGAUCAGGAAGCUUCAGAGGUUUUGGAGGUUUGUUUGAGGACUGCAGAUCCUAACGUCAGAUCUAGUGAGGGAAUGUCACCUGUUCAUGUUGCUGCUCUCUGGGGAAGGCUGGAUAAUUUAAAGUUAUUGAUAAACCAUGGAGGUGAUCUCAAUCAAACAGAUGAUGAAGGACAAAAUGUUCUGGAUUUUGCCUCCUUGUCCGAAGGGACCAGUGCAAAACAGUGUAUCAAAUUUAUAUUAGAAGUAGAGUCAAACAUAAGCUUGGACGAAUCUAAAACCUGUAUUCCUGAAGAAAAAUGGGAUGGAAUGAAACAUGAACAGCCAGUUGGUGAAGUCAGUUGUGGAUUCAGUGAGUCAUUUUACACAGCAAUUGCAGAAGACAGUUUGCUUGAUCAGACAGUGGUUACAUUUCCAAACUUGCAUCCUUGGUUUAGUGCCGAUGUUUCUUCAGGUGACUUGGAUGAAACGGUGGUCGAUAAGAUUACUGAACUAAGUAUCUCCAGUAACAGUCUUGUAGAUGGUGAUGAAACUGUAGAAGAAGGUGCAAAGCAGUGGCUGGAACAUACAAGUUAUCAAGAGCAUGAUAAUGAAGACCCUGCAGAGUUUUAUUUUGGCAAUAGCACCAUAUUCUAUGACUGGAAGGAGUGCAGCACAAUAUUGGACCAGUCUAUCAUCAAUGAAUCCAUAACUGUGCCAGAGAAUCUUUUCAAACUUUCUAAUAAUGAUCUCAGGAUGGAACUACAAAAGUAUGGAGAAAUACCUGGUCCAAUCAUGACAAGCACUAGAAAUGUGUAUAUAAAACGGUUAGCUCGGCUACAGAGUGGCUCAAUGGAUUCAAAGGAAUCACUCUAUAGUGAGUAUCUACCAGAGCUAAGGAGACAUUUGGAGGGGAAAGCAGAAACGCCAGAUUUGUUUGAGGAGGAGGAGUCUAUGUGCAUAGAAUUCACCUGUAAAAAGAAUUGGAGGGAGGGGACUGAAAAAUCUUCAUUUAAUUAUCUUCUUAUUGAUCCGCGUGUCACUCAAAAUCUACCAACGAGAUCCAAAAGUAUGAGCCCUGAGGAUGUCUUCCGAGUGUUUAUCUUGGCGAUAUUCUACGUGGGAAAAGGAAAGCGAUCAAGACCCUACGCACAUCUUAAUGAAGCCAUGAACUCUGCAAAGCAAAAUCCCAAGAUUCAACAAAUCCGUGAUAUUUGGGCAGCUGGGCUUGGUGUUGUGUCGCUCCAUAUCUUUCAGAGUGUCAUUCCGGUGGAGGCAUACACGAGGGAAGCGUGCAUGAUAGAUGCACUAGGCCUUCCACGACUAACAAACAAGAAAAGAGGUGAUUAUUACGGAAGGGCAGCAUCUUGGCCUCAAAAGAAAAAGAGAGAAAUGGGGGUUUUUCUUCUUCAGAGGGCUCUUAAAAUAUUACUCAGUGAAGGAGAGAGACAACUGCGCCCUGAAGAUCUCAAAGUAAAGCAUAACUCUUAGAUGAGCCUUCCGUUGCCAGUAUUUCACAAAAUUUUUACAGUUCCUUGUCAAGGCCCUUCGUUUUACCCUGUUUCUAAGGAGUCAUUUUUAUUAUUUUUAUCAUGUGCCGUCAAUCUUAGUUUUUAUCGUAUUACCGCGUACUUACGUUGUACCUCAAACUGGAUGUUAUUCCAAUUUUUAAGAGUUUUACUCUCUCGUUUUCCAAACAUGUUGAGCUAGCUUACGAAAAAAAAAAUAUCGGAUUAUUUUUUAUUUUUGUAAUUUUGCUUUAUUUGUUUUUACACUUUUUACGUUCAUUCAUUCCGGCAUUCACUCUCUCGUUUGGUGUUUAUCACCAAAUUAGCCCCAUUGUCGAAGGAAAUCUGGGAUGUUUAUGGUCGGUUUGUUUUCCUUCUCUAGCCAGGUCGCUUUGAGCAGUUGGUUGGUUGAUAAUUUAUACUCAGCCUGAAAGGCAAUUUUUUUUCUUUUUCAACUUAAGUAGAAUCGUUUACAUAAGUUAUCAAAAAGUACUUUGAGGCAAAUCUCAAAGUAAACCAUGUCCACAAAUGAGAAAUCGUAGAAAAUUCAUUACUUUGUGCAAGCGCCGUAACUCCCGAGUGACGGAAAACGAUUUCGUUCAUUCUUUUCAUGAGUCGAGUCUUUUUACAGCGCGGAGUUCACAGAGAUCCAAUCAGAAAGUCAGCAAAGAAAAACCGCAGAUAUAUUUGAGCGCUUCAAGCAAGCAAUCGCGUGGACAAUAAGAGAAUAUAGUGAAAAUCGUUGUGAUUUUCCGUUUUCGUAUCUCACUAAAUAGAGUUCCAACAUAGAGGAUGACUCAGUUUCUUAAACAAAAUGAUAAGUUGUAUAUAGGGCGGGAAAAAGACUUGUAUAGCUUUGUAGAUAGAUAUGUAGAUUUUUUGGUCAGAUUUUAACCAAAAGAGU
Molecule: messenger RNA, 2659 nt
Organism: Pocillopora verrucosa
Lineage: Eukaryota; Metazoa; Cnidaria; Anthozoa; Scleractinia; Pocilloporidae
Product: ankyrin repeat and LEM domain-containing protein 1
Biological process (GO): double-strand break repair via homologous recombination; resolution of meiotic recombination intermediates
Cellular component (GO): cytoplasm; nucleoplasm
Molecular function (GO): protein binding; DNA endonuclease activity
Source: RefSeq, a predicted model, not a curated record